Colletotrichum destructivum is the source of this 246-nucleotide messenger RNA. RefSeq lists its product as uncharacterized. The transcript has 2 exons. Bases 1 to 246 code for a protein of 81 amino acids. The record is from RefSeq and is a predicted model, not a curated record. Lineage: Eukaryota; Fungi; Ascomycota; Sordariomycetes; Glomerellales; Glomerellaceae.
AUGAAAUCUUUUGGGCAGCGCUCUUUCGACGCGGCUCACCCAUCUACGGUGCGAUCACCAGAGGUAGAUGGAAGUCCUAUACGACACAAGAAGCGUUCAAGGCGGCUUCUUCCAUACAGGACGGUGUGCACGCUUCCUCGACCUCGACCCCAGGAGAGGACAGCCGACAGUGGGACAAACGAACUGAUCAUCCACCCAGUGCAGGAAGAAUCGAGCUCAAAUACCCCAGCCAACCUUGAAGAUUAG